Macadamia integrifolia is the source of this 1644-nucleotide messenger RNA. Its product is annotated as putative lipase ROG1. The record is from RefSeq and is a predicted model, not a curated record. Bases 264 to 1328 code for a protein of 354 amino acids. The transcript has 10 exons. NCBI's taxonomy places the organism in Eukaryota, Viridiplantae, Streptophyta, Magnoliopsida, Proteales, Proteaceae.
UUUAAAGUGUAAACAACUACUUUCUCGUGUACUUUUUAAUUUUUUUUUUUAUAGGGUGAAAACCUACUGUCGUCCUCUCUCUCUCUCUCUCUCUCUCUCUCUCUCUCUUAUUUUCAACAUUCGUUUAGUUUGUCUGAGUUUUCGAGAUUGUAGAAGAAAAGGAUCAUCGUCGACAAUUUCUGCUCACUUUGAUUCUGUAAAUUUAUUAUCUUUGAUUGAUUCUGGUUUUGAAUCGGGAAUGCGAAGUUGAUACUGUGAGAAUUAUGGAUUGCGGUCCUGGAGAGAAUGGUGUUUGCUCGGAAUCCGUUAAUGGUGGUCGGGAUGUUUGGAGUUGUUCUAAGGAUUCUGCUUCUUCCGCUGAUCAUCUUGUCGUUAUGACCAACGGAAUCCUCGGAAGUUCGAAAGACUGGAAAUUUGCAGCUGAGCUGUUUGUUAGAAUGCUUCCUGACAAAGUGAUUGUUCACUGUAGUGAACGCAAUGAGUCUAAGUUGACGUUAGAUGGUGUGGAUGUUAUGGGUGAAAGAUUGGCUGAGGAGGUUGUUGAAUUAAUUAAACGGAAGCCAGAUGUACAGAAAAUUUCUUUCAUUGGACAUUCUAUGGGUGGACUAGUGGCAAGAUAUGCAAUUGGGAGACUGUAUAGACCUCCUAAGACAGAAACUGUGCAGGGUGCAUGUGGUGAAGAUUCAAGAGGCACUAUAUAUGGUUUAGAGGCAAUGAAUUUUAUCACUGUUGCUACACCUCAUCUUGGGUCUAGGGGCAACAAACAGGUUCCAUUUCUUUUUGGUGUACCCGCCUUUGAGAAAGCCGCAUGUCUUAUUAUUCAUUGGAUAUUUAGGAGAACUGGCCGACAUCUUUUUCUUACUGACAUCGAGGAAGGGAAACCUCCAUUGCUUCAACGCAUGGUGGAUGAUUGGGGUGACCUCUAUUUCAUGUCCGCACUUCAUGCAUUCAAACGGCGGGUGGCAUAUUCCAACGUUGCCUAUGAUCAUAUUGUGGGCUGGAGAACAUCAUCAAUUAGACGUGCUAGGGAACUUCCAAAGUGGGAGGAUUCUCUUAAUGAGAAGUAUCCACAUAUUGUGUAUGAAGAAUACUCGAAAGCAAAAGAUGGUGAGCCUGAGCAGCCUAUAUCAGUGGAAGAUGAAGAUUCUGAUACGCUUGAAGAGAUAGUUAGAGGUCUCUCUCGUGUGUCAUGGGAGAAGGUAGAUAUUAGCUUUCACAGCAGCAAGCAGAGACAUGCUGCCCAUAGUAUCAUUCAGGUCAAGGAUCAGUUAAUACACUCAGAAGGUGCAGAUGUUAUAGAGCACAUGAUUGACCAUUUCCUUGCAUAGAAGUCGAGCAACUGUAUAUUAUUAGACUGCUUGUGGUGUAAAUACCAGAUCAUGACCACGAUUGUAGGUCUGGUGGAUUGCAUUCUCUCUUGGACCCCUGGUCCCAGAUUGAAGAGCAUUCUGUUGUACCAGAUGAAAAGGAAUGAAAAGGAUCAGGUUGAAGGCCAUCUAAUCUCAAUGUAAGGUCAUGCUGUCAUACGGAAUUCUGAGGGGAAUAAAAUAUGAAAUUAAAAUUUUCUGAUUCUAUUGUACAUGAAUAUGUAUCUAACAAUAAGUGCACAUGCUAUUUCCAGAUGAAAAGGAUCAGGUUCUGCAA